Molecule: messenger RNA, 1711 nt
Organism: Halichondria panicea
Lineage: Eukaryota; Metazoa; Porifera; Demospongiae; Suberitida; Halichondriidae
Exons: 4
Coding region: 161-1711 (516 amino acids)
Biological process (GO): signal transduction
Molecular function (GO): protein binding
Source: RefSeq, a predicted model, not a curated record
AAACCCCCAGGGUAUCUACCUCAUAUAAAAGAUCUAUAUAGACCACUAUAACAAUUACCAGCUAGGUGAAUUCAUGCUUCAUGAACUGCUAUAAGCUUCAAUUCUUUGCGAGAUAGAUCUGCAUCCCUGCUUAUCAUCUCUAAAGAUAAUUGAACUCAAGAUGACUGAUCAUGAUAAGUUGCUCUCUAUUGACGAUCUGCACAAUGUUUUGGAUGCUGUUUGUGAUGCAGCAGAAAAGUGGUACUAUAUCGGCCUGGCUUUGGGACUUCGUCCGCCUACUUUGAACCAGAUUACAGCCGAUAAUUCUGAGUGCAUAGAUCGUCUACAGAAGAUGUUGUCUCGUUGGUUGCAGAAUGGUCAAUCAACGACCUGGCAGAGCAUUAUUCAAGCACUUUGCUCACAAACUGUAGGGCAGAGAAAAAUUGCUGAGAAAAUAGCAUGCUUUGAAGGUCUCACUCUGCCUGCUGUUCCACAGCCUGCACUAAAGGAUGUUUCACAACAGACUGAUAGUGCUGAAAAGUUUAGUACUAGUGUGCCAUCAUGUAGUUUCAUGUCUACUGUCAAAGAGUGUCUACCACAAAAACGUCGUGCCUCUUCAGCUGCCUCAAUGGUCAGCAACAACAGACCAACUCUAGCUGGACCCUGUUUAUUCCCCCAUGAUCUGCAAUGGAACAAGUGUGAUAUUCGAGCUCCUGAGAAAAUGUCCAGUCCAAUCGAUGCUGUAGUUCACCGUGACACAGCAUAUUUUAGGGCUUAUCGCAGCAGAAACAUCUACUCAUACAAUUUGACCAGUGGAUGGUCAGUAUCAGCUGAUUGCCUUGUCAGAGAUACUUCUUUGGUUGUGUUGCCUGUCGCUUACGAAGGAGCUGACCAUUUCCAUCUUCACACAAUUGGUGGAAUCAAGCCUGAAGAACAUCGAAAAUCCCCUGGCGAUGAAUUCACUAAUGCCAUCUACUACUAUCAGUUGACUGAUUGUGCUGGAUUAUUGAGAUCAAGUUCAAAUCACCUGAAAUUUAACACUAAACAAAGCCAGAUAACUACUGUGCGCAGUGAUGAAUGCCCAAUCAUAGCUCCAGAAUUAUGGAAAUCAAGUUCAAAUUACCCGAAAUUGAAGACCAAACGAAGCCAGGUGACCACUGUACUCAGUGAUGAAUGCCUAAUUGUAGCUGGGGGCAAAAAUGAUCUUGGACCAGUUAACACAGUGGAAGUGCUGACUAUUAGAUCCACAUGUCAAGAUAAGAAAUGGCGUGAGGUUUCCAGUCUUCCUUAUCCUGUGUAUCGUGCUUCUGGCUGUGUGUGCAAUGGAAUACUUUACAUACUAGGAGGAAAAGUGGUUAAUAAAGAAGGAGAUUUUGUUCCAACAAGGAAUGCUUGUGUAGCAACGGUAUCGCAUCUUGUUAAAUCUCCCACCGACGAUCAUUUCUUCAGGAAAAUAGAAAAUCUGAAAUUCAAAACCUCUGCAUGCAUAACAUUUGACAACCAUGUAUUGGCAAUUGGAGGUUAUGACAAAGCGACAGAUCAACCGACAAAGCUUGUCUACGUCUACCACACUGGUGAAGAUGUUUGGAAGGAGCUGAAAGGUCAAUUGUCUGAGCCUCGAUGUUCGAGUUUUGCUGCUGCUUUUGAGGACAAACAGAUAAUGAUUGUUGGAGGGUACGAUAGACCUGAAAGAAUAUGUACCGGUUCUGUAGAGUUUGCAAUCAUUCCCUAA